Molecule: messenger RNA, 1214 nt
Organism: Anneissia japonica
Lineage: Eukaryota; Metazoa; Echinodermata; Crinoidea; Comatulida; Comatulidae
Product: glutamate receptor 1-like
Exons: 2
Biological process (GO): synaptic transmission, glutamatergic; modulation of chemical synaptic transmission; monoatomic ion transport
Cellular component (GO): dendritic spine; AMPA glutamate receptor complex; plasma membrane
Molecular function (GO): AMPA glutamate receptor activity; transmitter-gated monoatomic ion channel activity involved in regulation of postsynaptic membrane potential
Source: RefSeq, a predicted model, not a curated record
AUGUAUUUGGUUUUAUUUUACAGCAAGCUCCGUUCUUGAUGUACAGAGAUAAUGCAGAUCGCUACCGUGGAAACGCACGUUUUAGAGGCUACAUCAUGGAUCUUUUAGAGGAGAUCGCUCGAGUUGUGAAGGGCAUUAACUUUGAAUACGAGGUGGAAUUGGUGGCCGACGGUAAAUACGGUAGGCGAGAUGAGUACAGUAACGAAUGGGACGGUAUGAUUGGAGAGCUUGUUCGGAGGAAAGCUGAUAUUGCAGCCGGACCAGUUUCCAUAACGACUGAACGCAACCAAGCUGUUGAUUUCAGCUACCCAUUCAUGCACAGCGGUCUCCAGAUUCUCAUUAAACAUCCAAAUCAUGUCCUCGAUGAUCCGUUCGCCUUCAUGUAUCCCUUCGGAAUUGAGGUCUGGUUCCUAAAUGCCAUCUGCUUCUUGAUGGUGAGCGCAGUCCUAUGGGCCAUCAACUCCUUCAACCCAUACGAGUGGAAGGCAGCCGUGGAACGACACGAAACAUUCGGUGAGAACGUAGACAACUUCAAUUUCAAGAAUUCUCUUUGGUUCUCUGCCUCUACGCUUGUGUUCCAAAGUUAUGACGCGUCUCCAAGAUCAACUGCAGGUCGAGUAAUUGCUGGAUUCUGGUGGGUGUUUGUUGUCAUUAUGGUAUUCUUGUACUUGACUAAUCUUACCUUUUGGCUUACGGCAUCUAAACGUCUCGCAACAAUUCGUUCUGCAGAAGAUCUCCUUGAGCAAUAUGAAAUCAAAUAUGGCGUUGUUGAUGAAGGCUCUGUAUACUACUUUUUGAAGAAUUCUUCAAAUCCUGAUUUCCAGCAGAUGUAUAGCACUGUCGAGAACACGAUUCCAAAGCCAACUGUGGCGAACGUCAGCGAAGGUAUCAAAAGGGUACGUGAGUCAAACGGAGAUUAUGCAUUCAUUGAUGAAACUGGUAUCUUGCGUUACCAGGCUGACCAGGCAGAACCAUGUAACUUGUACGUUACUGGUGGGUUUAUUUCACGAAACAGCUACGGCCUAGCCGUCCAGAAAGACUCACCUCUUCGUGAUCAGUUGUCAUACGCAAUUGAAACUUUGCGUGACACCCGUUCACUGGAGCACCUUGAGCGACAGUGGUGGCAGUGGGAUAGUAAAUGUGGUAAUUUAACAACAUGGGAGAAACAAGGCAUUUACUCUCUUACUAGUGUCGAUCUACUGGGGGUUUACCUG